Lodderomyces oxycetoniae is the source of this 1014-nucleotide messenger RNA. RefSeq lists its product as uncharacterized. The record is from RefSeq and is a predicted model, not a curated record. Lineage: Eukaryota; Fungi; Ascomycota; Pichiomycetes; Serinales; Debaryomycetaceae. The coding region runs from base 1 to 1014 and encodes 337 amino acids. The transcript has a single exon.
AUGAAUAUAAGUGAUUAUGAAAAGAAGCAACAAGAUCUCCAAUUACGUGCCAAAAGGCAUUGGAAGUCAUACUUUCUUUGGUCACUUGUUGAAUUAACAAUUCUCAUUUUUUUAUUCUUGACAACGUAUUUUUUUCAAAUUUCGUGUACAACAUUGAUUCCUCAUGGACCAUCAUUGCUCACUAUCAAGAUUCGAGCACAAUCUGUUCUUGCAAAGAAUACAAUAGAUUUGAUUCAACAGGGGCUAAAGUUUGCCACUUAUUUAUCGAAUGAUUUAAAUAUCCAUGCAAAUUUCACUACAAAUGAUUCCAUUCUCCAGAGAUUAGAUACCUUGUACGAUGGGAGUAUAUAUCAUUUUAAUACUUUUGGAUAUUGUCGAGUUGAGCCUGGUAAUAACAAUAGUAAUGAUAAUGAUGAUGAUGAUGGUGGUGGUGGUGGUGGCAGUAGUAGUGUUGAAUGUUCUAACGGGGAAGGGUUAAAUGUUGUUUCUUGUUUUUUACAAGACUUGGGUAUGCAGUUGAGUAGAUUGACUGGAGACGACACUACCAGUGUUGAGCUUGAAGGAAAAUUCCUUAGGAUUUACUAUGACUUGAUUAAACAGUUGUGCAGCGGUAGAAUGUUAACUUUAAGUUUUCCCUGUGUUUUACAAACUUAUAAUUACUUGGGGUUCAUAUUGCAAUAUGUUGUGGUUUUAGCAAUCCUAUCACUUGGUGUUGGUUCUGUUGUUUGUCUUGUUGACUUGGUUUUGCUAUUUGGAUUGUUUCGUACAAGUUUGAAAUUUGUAUUUACCAUAAGAAUGACUUGUGUUUUGGUAGGUGGAAUUUGCAUGAAUCUCAAUUGUGUUUUGGUUUAUUACCUUUCUCAGUUCAUUGAAAACUUGAUAAACCAAUAUCAAGUAGGAAUGCUAUCGUUCAACUAUUCCAUUUGGAUCAUUUGGAAUGGUGUUUUUCUUCUUAGUCUCGUUAUGAUGAUGAAGAGAUACCGCACAUAUUAUCAACAAAAAUUGAUAUACUAA